UUCAUUUGGGCACCUAACUCAUGUUUUAGGACAGACUUGAAAAAUUGUAAACCCGUCCUUUAAUGUCUUCAUUUAUACCAUGCCAGACUGUCACCGUUUGCACCAUUUACUCUUUCACAUACACUGAACAACUGCCCUCCCUUGUUGCUCCCUGUGUGACCUCAGUUGCGACAGAGAGAGUUUUUCUCCCCGAGGAGCUUUGGCAUCACUGACCAGAACAAUCAAUGCAACAGCAAUGUUAAAUAACUACAUGGAGUCAGAGAGAACACACUGAACACAGAGAGCUAAUUUUGGAGCGUUCAAACAACCACCUGCUCAUGUCUCUCACUGAGCCGGCUCUGGCAGUGAGGGGACAGUGGACACACAGACAGCAGGAGCGGUGUUGUGGUCUGUUUGAGGAGGAGCAGUCUGCGUCCGGGAGAGAAUGUCAGGGAGCAACCAGCAACAAGACCUGGUGCUCAUUAAAAAACUGGAGCUCAUCUUGGAUUCUUGCACACUGGAGCUCACACCGGUGGACGAAGUCUGGCCCAACCUGUACAUAGGAAACGUAGCUGUAGCACAGAAUAAAAAGACGUUAUGUAAGCUUGGCAUCACUCAUGUCCUGAAUGCAGCUCACUCCAAGCAGGGCAGCAUCGGUGACCAGAGUUUUUAUGGGAACACUUGUGUUUACUGUGGCAUACCAGCAGAAGAUUCAGACCACUUUGACAUCAGUCAGUACUUUAAACCUGCAGCUGACUUCAUACAUAAAGCCUUAAAGAGCAAAGACGGAAAAGUGCUGGUUCACUGCAUCAUGGGCAUGAGUCGAUCGUCCACUUUGGUCCUGGCAUACUUGAUGUUGCGGCAGCGUCUCCCUCUCGCUGACGCUCUGAGGCAUGUCGUCCAAAAAAGAGCCAUUUACCCCAACCAAAACUUCCUGUCGCUCCUCCACAAGCUUGAUGAACAGCUGACAUUAAGACGGAGAUUGUGUCCUCUCCUCUGACAUCACUUUAUCUCUUUUCACACUUUGCUCCUUCAUUACAUCAGACUUCUCCAUCUCCCCAUGUGUUACACUCCACUGCUGUGUAUGGACGGUGUUUGUAUAUAGGUUUGAGUUUGAUGGUGAUGAACAAUGAAGUGACAUUUGAAUUCCAUUUUUUUUUUUAAGGUUGUCUUUCAGAGCCUUUCAUGCACAAUUUUAACUUGUGGGUACAUCAGCAAAGGUCAUGUAUUAUGAAAUACAAUUCUUUCAGAUUAGUUUUACUGUUCAAACUUUAUUAAAAUGUUCAGUGUUGUCGGGCAUGUCUACAAUCUUUGUAAAUACAGCUUUAUGACUCGUUGGAAUAUACAUUAAAUACCUUUUUAUGAAA
This is a messenger RNA of Thunnus maccoyii (southern bluefin tuna), 1346 nucleotides long. Its product is annotated as dual specificity protein phosphatase family protein. NCBI's taxonomy places the organism in Eukaryota, Metazoa, Chordata, Actinopteri, Scombriformes, Scombridae. Gene Ontology annotation, molecular function: MAP kinase phosphatase activity; protein tyrosine/serine/threonine phosphatase activity. Gene Ontology annotation, cellular component: cytoplasm. Gene Ontology annotation, biological process: protein dephosphorylation; negative regulation of MAPK cascade. The transcript is spliced from 3 exons. Bases 425 to 979 code for a protein of 184 amino acids. The record is from RefSeq and is a predicted model, not a curated record.